UUAUAUUACGUUUGCAUGGCGUCGUAAACAUGGCUGCCGGGCCGAUUGCAGAAAGAAAUCAAGAUGCAACAGUUUAUGUUGGCGGGUUGGAUGAGAAAGUGUCUGAAGCUAUACUCUGGGAGCUGUUUCUACAGGCAGGACCUGUAGUGAAUGUUCAUAUGCCAAAAGACAGAGUAACACAAGCACAUCAAGGUUAUGGAUUUGUGGAAUUUAUGGGGGAGGAGGAUGCAGACUAUGCCAUCAAAAUCAUGAACAUGAUCAAAAUGUAUGGGAAGCCCAUUAGAGUAAAUAAGGCCUCAGCAAACCAGAGGAAUCUUGACGUAGGUGCCAACAUAUUUAUUGGAAACUUGGAUCCUGAAGUGGAUGAAAAACUACUUUACGACACAUUUAGUGCUUUCGGUGUGAUAUUACAAACGCCAAAGAUCAUGAGAGAUCCUGAUACAGGGAAUUCUAAGGGUUAUGCUUUCAUCAACUUUGCCAGUUUUGAGGCAGCCGAUUCAGCCAUAGAAGCAAUGAAUGGACAGUUUUUGUGCAAUAGAGCUAUCAGUAUAUCAUACGCAUUCAGAAAAGAUUCCAAAGGAGAGAGACAUGGUUCAGCAGCAGAACGCAUGAUGGCAGCAAAGAAUCCAUUAUCACUAACAGACAGACCUCAUCAGUUAUUUGCAGAUGCUCCUCCCCCUCAGCAACCCCCAGCCCCGGCUGGCAGUGUAGUGCCACCCCCGCCUCCUCCUGUACAACAGAUGGCUCCAGGACAAGCUCCAGGUGGGCCAGUUUCAACAACACAGACUUCUUUGCCCCCUCCGGUACCUCCCCCUAUGGGAGCCCCAGUACCUCCACCAGCGUCAGGAGCACCUCCUAUGAUGCCUCCGCCAGUACCUCCCUCAGGGAUGCCACCAUUCGGCGGACUUCCACCAGGUGCAGGACCAAUGGGGGCACCACCAUUUAUGCCACCAGGAAUGGGCAGACCUCCACCCCCUGGACCUCCCCCAAGCUCAAUGGCAAAUAUGCCACCACAAGGAAUGCCUCCAAGGCCUGGUAUACCCCCUCCCCCAGCUCCGCCCAUGAACCCAACAUCGUCAUCACAACAGAUGGGAAGCUUCCCACCCCAACCACCAUCAACUCAACAAGCGGGUAUGGGUGGUGGUCCUCCGCCAGGAAUGGGCCCGCCCCCAGGGAUGCGACCUCCACCCCCAGGCUGGAGAGGUCCACCUCCUCGUGGACUGCCUCCUCCUCCAUUUGGUAUGAGAGGCCCACCUCCAGGAAUGCGUCCACCUCCUCCAGGUAUGGGACCGCCCCGAGGCCCUGGUAUGAGAGGACCACCAGGCCCACCUCCACCAAGGGGUAUGAGACCCCCUCCCCCAGGAAUGAGAGGACCUCCCCCGCCACCACCUCCUCAAGGGGGAGGUAACUAUGACAGUUAUGAGGGCGGAUACUGAAGAAUCUCGUCUGGCCUAUGGGGAAAUGUUGACUUGAAAAAGUACUGGAAAAUGGUACUAAAACGGGAAUAAUGAUCUCAGUGUGAAGGAAUAGGCAUAGAAACAGCUUUUCCGUUAAUAUUCAGUACAGCUGAGUUAAAUGGAGUGAGGUCAGAAAUGAUACCGAGUUGUUAUGUUUUAGUUAUCAAAACAAAAAGGCGAACAUUACAAUAUGCUAACCAUUGAAGACUCAUUAUUUUGUUGUAAACGCUCUGUGGGCAUUGGACUGCAACAAAAAUAGAUGUAAUGAAUUAAAAGUUGUGAAGAGUUUUAGAUAAACCAAAUGUGGUUAUUGAAAUAGCACGGUACCCAUCUUAUAUUUUGUUAAAUUUUUAUUUGUUUAUUAUCCUUAAUGUCAGUGGUUCCAGGUGCCAGAAGCAGUGCCCAAUGAUACACAUGGGAUCUUCUUCCGCCAUCAACAGCUGGAGAACUAUAAUUAAACCAAACUAAAAAAAAAAAUUGUGAGAUAUUUAACAGAAAAUGCAUUCAGGCUAACAGUCUGAAAUGUGAAUAUUGAAAAUAUGAGAAGUGUGUUACUAUUGAUCAUGUAAGCUGUGCUGUUAUAUUGUACAUGAAAAAGGAUUGAUGUAAAUAUGUACUUAAAUAUGCUCUUAAAAAUUUGCAAAUGAAUAAAUGUGUUCAUACUGAA
Molecule: messenger RNA, 2124 nt
Organism: Mercenaria mercenaria
Lineage: Eukaryota; Metazoa; Mollusca; Bivalvia; Venerida; Veneridae
Product: splicing factor 3B subunit 4-like
Exons: 10
Coding region: 30-1436 (468 amino acids)
Biological process (GO): positive regulation of mRNA splicing, via spliceosome
Cellular component (GO): nucleolus; U12-type spliceosomal complex
Molecular function (GO): RNA binding
Source: RefSeq, a predicted model, not a curated record